Messenger RNA from Syngnathus typhle (broad-nosed pipefish), 1367 nucleotides. It is a transcript of the gene memo1, whose product is annotated as mediator of cell motility 1. The record is from RefSeq and is a predicted model, not a curated record. Lineage: Eukaryota; Metazoa; Chordata; Actinopteri; Syngnathiformes; Syngnathidae. The transcript has 9 exons. Bases 369 to 1262 code for a protein of 297 amino acids.
UUGCUCAUCAAUCAAACCAACAUUUUCCUCUUGUUUUUUUACCGUGACAACUGUCUGAAAUUCUAGUGUUGUUCUUUCUGAUUGCGCCCGAUGUGUUUCAAUUUAUGAACUUUGUAGUUUGAGCUGCUUGUCUGAACGUAGGUUCCCUCUCUCGACAAACCGGUCAACAGCAGCUGACGGAACACUUUAGCCCGCAAGCCUCUGAGCCGACUGUUUCCCCUAGUCUCAACUGUUCUUUGUCUUUUCUCCAUUAACAAGUUAGCCACAGCCAUCAAUUCCCAGACUUGUUUGCUGACACUGGCUUACAAUUAGAUUUUAAUCGACUGACAAGAUCUAACUACACCAAAAUAGGCAGCUUUGGAACCAAGAUGUCCAACCGAGUGGUGUGCAGAGAAGCAAGUCACGCCGGGAGCUGGUACUCUGCUUCGGGAGCCCAGCUGAAUGCACAACUAGAAGGCUGGUUGUCGCAAGCACAGUCUACAAUCAAACCCGCCAGAGCCAUCAUAGCUCCGCAUGCAGGGUAUACCUACUGUGGUGCUUGUGCCGCGCAUGCCUACAAGCAGGUUGACCCUUCUGUUACUCGUAGGGUGUUCAUCCUGGGACCCUCUCACCAUGUGCCCCUCUCCCGCUGUGCCCUAUCAACAGCAGAUGUCUACAGGACACCUUUGUAUGACCUGAGAAUCGACCAGAAGGUUUAUGCUGACCUCUGGAAAACAGGGUUGUUUGAGAGGAUGAGCAUGCAGACGGACGAAGACGAGCACAGUAUUGAAAUGCACUUGCCUUAUACUGCUAAAGCCAUGGAAAGCUACAAAGAUGACUUCAGCAUCGUGCCCGUACUAGUGGGAGCUCUGAGCGAGUCCAAGGAACAAGAGUACGGGAAGCUGCUCAGCAAGUACCUUGCAGACCCUUCCAACCUUUUCGUUAUCUCAUCGGACUUCUGCCACUGGGGUCAGCGGUUCCGAUACACAUACUAUGAUCAAUCUCAAGGGGAAAUCUACAGGUCAAUUGAGCAUCUUGACAAAAUGGGGAUGGGCAUUAUAGAACAGUUGGAUCCCAUGCCGUUCACCAACUACCUGAAAAAGUACCGCAAUACCAUCUGUGGGCGUCACCCCAUUGGAGUGCUGCUAAAUGCUGUGGCAGAGCUGAGGAAGAGCGGUAUAGACAUGAACUUCAGUUUUCUGAACUACGCUCAGUCGAGCGAGUGCAGAAACUGGCAGGACAGCUCUGUGAGCUACGCUGCGGGGGCGCUCAUCGUUCAUUGAGGUCGAUGAUCGCAGGGGUCACUGCAUCGUCGCAGCCCUGCCGUUUAUUAUCUAUUGCCAUAACCAGACCUAUACACCCUUGCCCCCCUACCUUAACCCCCCCCC